AUGUCCACAGAAGGUCCAUACUACUUGAAGGAUGUUCUUGAACGACGUGACAUUACCGACGGAAAGCCAGGUAUACCUCUUAAUUUGACAAUCAAUGUUAUGGAUGCAAUGAACCAGUGUAAAACUUUAUCCGGUCUUCGAGUCGACAUCUGGCAUUGUGAUGCUUUAGGUGUCUAUUCAGGAGUUGGUUCCAUUGGUUUUGCAUCUCGUCGCUUCGGUCGAGGUAAGCGUCAGGUCAUGACAUCAAUUAGUCCUGUGGACAGGUUUUUACGUGGUUACCAAAUAACUGAUGCACAGGGUCAAGUAAAUUUCAAAACCAUUGUUCCUGGUUGGUAUCCUGGUAGGCCUAUUCAUAUUCACUUUGAGGUUUACUCGCCGUCUGGUAAACUUGUCCAUGUUGGUCAGCUUUAUUUUGAGGAACCCUUGUCUGCAACACUCGAUAAUAUUGAACCUUAUUCCAGAAAUCCAUCGAAACGAGUUCCAAAUGAAAUUGAUCGUAUUUACCGAGAUACAGAUGGCUUCAAGACUGUCCUCUUUUUGCUUGGAAAGCCAACCGAGGGAAUGACAUCUAAAUGUGGAAUUGGUUUAGAUUUAUCGGCAACAGUUCCGAUCCAAUUUUCAGGUCGAGGCUUUGGACGAGGCUGA
Molecule: messenger RNA, 645 nt
Organism: Tetranychus urticae (two-spotted spider mite)
Lineage: Eukaryota; Metazoa; Arthropoda; Arachnida; Trombidiformes; Tetranychidae
Molecular function (GO): ferric iron binding; oxidoreductase activity, acting on single donors with incorporation of molecular oxygen, incorporation of two atoms of oxygen
Source: RefSeq, a predicted model, not a curated record